Messenger RNA from Puntigrus tetrazona (Sumatra barb), 1263 nucleotides. RefSeq names its product mitochondrial ribosome-associated GTPase 1 (gene mtg1). The transcript is spliced from 11 exons. The record is from RefSeq and is a predicted model, not a curated record. Gene Ontology annotation, cellular component: mitochondrion. Lineage: Eukaryota; Metazoa; Chordata; Actinopteri; Cypriniformes; Cyprinidae. The coding region runs from base 169 to 1128 and encodes 319 amino acids. Gene Ontology annotation, molecular function: GTPase activity; GTP binding.
UUCUUCCUGUAUGCUCAUAGCGCAGAAGAAAUAUGGCAGCUGUAGGAGAGUGAUGUGUGCUACAUUGUUUUAAAACCUUUAGAAGUCUCUGUUUAUACCAUUUUGUUAGCAAGUAGCUGUCUCGGUUGAGCGCAUUCAUCCUGUAUUCAGCCCUAGCGAGCGGCUACGAUGAGGAUUUUUCAUUCUUUACUCAAUGCCGCCAAGUUCAGGAAAGCGUUUGACUUUGGUGAGCUGGAGGUGGCGCAUUGGUUCCCUGGGCAUAUGGCUAAAGGACUCAAGCAGAUGAAAGCCAGUCUAAGGAGGGUCGAUUGCAUUAUAGAGAUCCAUGAUGCUAGAAUACCCUUUUCUGGAAGAAAUCCCUCAUUUCAAGAGAGCCUUGACGUCCGGCCACACAUACUUAUACUGAACAAGAUGGAUCUGGCAGACACGUCAAAAAAGCAGAGUAUUCUGAAGCAGCUGGAAAGCGAAGGUGUGAGGAAUGUUUUGUUUACAGACUGUUUAAAACAACGAGAUGAGAAUCUAAAAAAGAUUGUUCCUCUUGUGACAGAGUUGAUAGAAAGUGGGUCUCGUUUUCACAGAGAAGAGGACAGAAGCUACUGCCUCAUGGUCAUUGGCGUGCCAAACGUGGGUAAAUCAUCUCUGAUUAAUGCUGUAAGGAGGGCAUAUUUGAAAAAAGGUAAAGCUUCAAAAGUAGGAGGUGAACCAGGAAUUACAAAAGCUGUUCUGACAAAAAUUCAGGUUUGUGAGAGACCCAUAAUUCAUUUACUGGACACCCCAGGAGUCCUUCCACCUAGAAUAGAGAACAUAGAGACAGGCAUGAAACUUGCUUUAUGUGGUACCAUUUUGGACCAUUUAGUUGGAGAGGAUAUCAUAGCAGAUUAUCUGCUUUUCUCACUGAACAGACUGGAAAGAUUUAGCUACGUUGAAAAGUACAGUCUUGAAGAGCCUUGCGAUGAUAUCCAGCAUGUGCUGAAGUGUAUAGCGGUGAAGCUCGGCAAGACCAGGCGUGUGAAGGCCAUCACUGGAGUUGGGAACAUCACUGUCAAGUUGCCAGACUACAGCGCAGCAGCCUAUGAUUUCAUCAGAGCGUUUCGCAGAGGACAACUUGGAAAAGUUAUGCUUGAUUAACAGUGUUUUAAACAGCUGAUGUGUAACUAUUGCAAAGAAAGCUCGACCUUACUCGAUGUACGUCCAAGACUGGACACUGAGCACAUAAAAGCACUUAUUACUUUUAAUGUUUUAAUUAAAAGGUGGUGACCCAGG